CCUUCUCCGCCGCCCUCUCCCUCCCCGCCACCGCCCUCACCUCCUCCACUCUCCCCCGAUCAGUCCUCCGGGGCUUCCUCACCGGCUCCCUUUUCGCUUCUCAUUACCUUUUCCAGCGCCGAUGGCUCCUCCACUUCCCCAUCAUCCAGCGUCCUCCCUUUUUCAGCUUCAAGAUGGGCGUUCCUUCCGCUGCUCGAAAAGCUUUUAAGCUUUCCUUUCUUGCUUCCGUUAUAUCCGCUGUUUUGUUGGAGCUUCUCCCGCAUCCGUUUAAGUACGCGGUCGCCACCCCAAGAUUUUUCGUGGAGCAGAUAUCCUCUCUUGCUGCCACUUUUGUUAUCUUUUUCUCCUGGGAGUUGACUCAUCAUUUGCAUUGGGUUUUGCAUACUAAGAGGUCCAUAUUUGCACCUCCAAAAGGAUCGGCGGCAGCAGAAACAAAUCCAAGUGAGCAUCUCCUUUCAGCCUUGGAGGAGACUAAUCCUACAUCGCUUCUAAGAUAUCUUGCACAUCUUGAUCUGUGCAUGGUUUGCGAGAACAAUGUUGACACUUGGAGGCGUGCUGGGUUUUUUGAAGAAACCGGUGAAACUUACAAAAGAGUAGUUGCUGUGUGCUUGAAGCCGUUGGAACACCUUGCAACUAAAUUAGGUGAAGGCUCAGGAAAUUCUGUUGACAAAGCUACUCAAUUAUCAAAUCAGCUGUUGUCCCCCACGGAUGCACGGUCCGAUUUGAAGAACGUGGAAGAACUGUACAACUUCCAGCUAUAUGCAUGGUGUUCAAGGAGUGUUGCUUCACUGACUGCCUCUUCACGUAAAGAAGACAAGUUUGGGGUUGCUCAGCUUUCCGGGAGUAACGCUGCUGUGGUUUCAACACUUCUAUCCUGCCUUCUGGCUGUUGAAAAUUUCAUGGGAAAAAAAACAAACCUGCAACCCCCAAAUCAGUUGCUGGGACCUGCUGGUAUCAAAUGGGCAACUGUGAAUAGUGGAAGGGUAGAUGUUGCAGCUGGUAAAAAAAGAAGUGGCCCAGUGAAUUCAAAAGCUUAUGCUAUAGCUGACGUUCUCAAGACUUCGAUCUACCAAAUAGUCUCUGCAUUCCAAGAUGAAAUGUCGGCUGGUGCCAAAGCAAAUCUUCUGGAGAAGGACUGGAUCAUCUCUGGGAAGCCCGUUUUUGGUACUCGGGAGAUGCUAAUACAAAAAUUACGUAUUUUUCUUGAUUUUCGAGCUACCUAACUGCCUCGUUGUAGCGUGUUUUUGAAUACUGCUUUCCUUAUUAAACAUGCUUGUAUGACAUUAUACGCCCAGGAUGUUGACAAGUGAGGAGAUGUAGAUGGAAUUGAAGGAAAAGGUUCAGUUUUGCUGUAGAAAUUCGAGAUGAACGAUAUUAAUAUCUUGAGAUUUUGAUGAAGAUACUGGCAUUGGCUGGUAAGUGAUAAUAUGAACAGAUUCGUUUUCUUAAAA
This is a messenger RNA of Vigna radiata var. radiata (mung bean), 1451 nucleotides long. RefSeq lists its product as uncharacterized. The record is from RefSeq and is a predicted model, not a curated record. Gene Ontology annotation, biological process: nuclear pore organization. NCBI's taxonomy places the organism in Eukaryota, Viridiplantae, Streptophyta, Magnoliopsida, Fabales, Fabaceae. Gene Ontology annotation, molecular function: protein-macromolecule adaptor activity. Gene Ontology annotation, cellular component: nuclear pore transmembrane ring.